AUGUCGACACGACCUGAACUGAAUGAUUUAACUGGAAUUCUUAUUCGUUUUCGAAUGAAUAAAUACGCCAUAGCAACCGAUAUUGAGAAAGCCUUCCUCAACAUUACUCUUGAUGAGAACAACCGAGAUGUGACGCGAUUUCUAUGGCUCAGUGAUCCAAGUAACCCCAACAGCGAAUCGACAACAUAUAGAUACCGAGCAGUCCUUUUCGGGGCUACGUCGUCCCCUAUUACUCUCUGCGCAACUAUACUUAAGCACCUUGAACUUAAGAACGACAAGCAAGCUAGUGAAUACCUACGUCAAGAUCUAUACAUUGAUAACGUGAUAUCAAUUUUCCAACAGGAAGAACAACUUCUACAAUUCUACAGCGAUUCACGUGAGCUGAUGUCAUCUGCAGGUUUACUAAGUCCAGUUACCAUCAGAGCUAAAUUACGUCUACAGGAGUUAUGGCAACAGAAGUUUGAAUGGGAUAUGCCAUUACCUGACAGUAUUCAAGAAAAAUGGCGUAGUUUAAUAACAAAUUUGAAAUCCGUGACAAAAACUACGUUUCCUAGAUACUACUUCAAAAAUACAUUAAACGCAUCAAGUAACACGUGCAUUCACAUAUUCUGCGACGCUAGCUUGGUAUGGUAUGGUGCUACGGCUUACAUCUGUAGAGACAACCAAUCUACUCUGGUAAUGGCUAAAACUCGGGUUGCUCCAUUGAAGAAGUUAACGUUACCUAGGUUAGAGCUAAUGGUGGCAGUAAUUGGAUACCGGCUCAGAAAACAUAUGCAGCGAAACACCAGCAUAACACGGAUAUACCUGUGGUCAGAUAGUCAGAUUGUGCUUUUUUGGCUUCAGACGCCUAAAACCCUUUCACAAUUUGUAAGGAACAGAGUGAUUGAAAUCCACGCGCUGUCCGAAAACCGGAAAUGGAAUUAUUGUCCGACGAAAGAAAACCCUGCCGAUUUACUUACGAGGGGAAUCUCUGUGACUCACUUCAAGAACAGUAAUCUAUGGUUUCAUGGACCUACAUUGCUUACCACACCCAGCAACCGAGCCAAAAGAUUAAGCAACAUCAGUUUUAUAGACAUGUCAAGAUUCAGUUCGUUAACAAAGCUACUCAGGGUUACAGCUUAUGUCCUGCGUUUUAUAUUCAAGUGUCGAGGCGGGAGUCAUACUGGAAGAUUAGACUUGUUAACUACAGAUGAACUACGCAGAGUUGAGGAGAUGUGUUUACGGUGUUGCCAGAUGUCCAAAUAUCAAGCAGAAAUAGAAGAUACAAAAUCAAAAAGAAACAAACUUCCAUUAUGUAGACAACUUCAGUUAUUCUUAGAUAAUGGCAUAUUAAAGUGUCGUGGUCGUAUCCACAAUGCUCCAUUAGACGAGCUGACCAAGUUUCCGUACCUACUACCAGCUAAACAUCCAUUUACAAAAGCAGUUCACCUAGAACUUGUUUCAACCCUAGCAGCAGAAUUAUUCCUACAAGCUUUCCGAUGUUACUGUAGCAGAAAAGAUGUCAUGAUGUCAGACAACGCUAACACCUUCAUAUCAGCCUCAAAACAACUAAGAGAUUUGUUUCACUCACUCACAGUUAGAGAAGAACUCAACAACAGAGGAAUUGAGUGGAAGAUGAUACCGAAACGCGCCCAUUGGUUUGGUGGAAUGUAG
Messenger RNA from Ruditapes philippinarum (Manila clam), 1653 nucleotides. RefSeq lists its product as uncharacterized. NCBI's taxonomy places the organism in Eukaryota, Metazoa, Mollusca, Bivalvia, Venerida, Veneridae. The coding region runs from base 1 to 1653 and encodes 550 amino acids. The transcript is spliced from 3 exons. Gene Ontology annotation, molecular function: nucleic acid binding. The record is from RefSeq and is a predicted model, not a curated record.